This is a messenger RNA of Peromyscus leucopus (white-footed mouse), 2368 nucleotides long. RefSeq names its product UBX domain protein 2B (gene Ubxn2b). The record is from RefSeq and is a predicted model, not a curated record. The transcript has 8 exons. Bases 38 to 1033 code for a protein of 331 amino acids. NCBI's taxonomy places the organism in Eukaryota, Metazoa, Chordata, Mammalia, Rodentia, Cricetidae. Gene Ontology annotation, cellular component: nucleus; cytosol. Gene Ontology annotation, biological process: nuclear membrane reassembly; autophagosome assembly; Golgi organization. Gene Ontology annotation, molecular function: ubiquitin binding.
UCGCGAGUCGGGGGCGGGCCCCGAGAGCGGGCGGAAGAUGGCGGAGGGCGGCCGCGCGGAGCCGGAGGAGCAGGAGAGGGGGUCCUCGAGGCCACGGCCCCCGAGUGCGCGGGACUUACAGUUGGCCUUGGCAGGACUGUAUGAAGAGGAAGUGAAAUGCAAGUCUUCCAAGCCUGACAGACCUACAGCUGCAGCCUUUAAGAGUCCGCGGACACUGCCCCAUCGGCUUUAUUCAGGUGAACAGGAAUAUGGUGGAUUACAUAUAGUUCAACCUCCAACUGGGAAAAUUGUGAAUGAACUUUUCAAAGAGGCAAGGGAGCAUGGGGCCGUCCCUCUAAGUGAAGCUACAAGAUCUUCAAGUGAUGACAAAGCCAAGUCAUUUACAGGUGGAGGAUACAGAUUGGGCAGUUCCUUCUGUAAGCGUUCAGAGUACAUCUAUGGAGAACAUCAGCUGCAAGAUGUUCAAGUUUUGCUGAAGCUGUGGAGCAAUGGUUUUAGUUUAGAUGAUGGAGAAUUGAGACCUUACAAUGACCCAACAAAUGCUCAGUUUUUGGAAUCUGUUAAGAGAGGAGAGAUUCCCCUGGAGCUUCAGCGACUGGUCCAUGGCAGCCAAGUGAAUCUGGAUAUGGAGGAUCAUCAAGACCAAGAGUAUAUAAAACCCAGAUUGCGAUUUAAGGCUUUUAGUGGAGAAGGGCAAAAACUUGGAAGCCUUACACCUGAAAUCGUCAGUACUCCUUCCUCCCCAGAAGAAGAGGAUAAAUCAAUACUUAAUGCAGCUGUUCUUAUUGAUGAUUCAGUUCCCACCACAAAAAUUCAGAUCAGGUUGGCAGAUGGAAGUCGUCUGAUACAGAGAUUCAACAGCACACACAGGAUUCUGGAUGUCCGAGACUUUAUAAUACAGUCACGUCCUGAAUUUUCAACAACUGACUUUAUUCUUGUAACUUCGUUUCCAAGUAAAGAGCUGACAGAUGAAAGUCUGACCCUACAAGAAGCAGAUAUUCUUAAUACCGUGAUACUCCAACAGCUAAAAUAGUAUUGCUCCAACCCAUGUAGGAAUAGGUAAUGUGCGUAUUACUAAAAUACUUCCAGCAUAAAAACAACCCAAUUAUUUUUUAUUAUUCAGAUAAAUUCUGCUUUUGCUGUUGAUCUAUCUUCCAGUAUUUGUCUAGAUAAAUUUAGACUACAGAUGGAUCUUGAUGUUUGAAUUUUUAGUUGCAGAGCUGGCUUCAAUUGAUAGCUGUAAACAUCUAGGUCAGCCAGCUUACUGUAUGCUCCGUGUCAAUGUAAUAACAUUUUCAGAUGAAGUAAAAAGAACUCUUUUUUGGUAAAUGUAUUUGGUAAAAUUUGUGCUCAAGUUUUUUAAUGCAGCAAUGAACAGUAGCCAGUAAAGAUCCCUUUCUGUAAUAUAUACCAGAAUGUCUGCUCUGAAUUUGACACUGUUUGAUCAUACAAUAAUUAAGAUUUUGCAUAUUCUUUUUACAUAUUGUUUGAACUAUGUUAGUAUUUUGGCCUUGUAUUUUGUAAAAUUGCAAGUAUCAUAAACUAAAUUUUAAUAGAUGUAAAAGUCAUCUGCUCUUGAGAAGACAUGAUAGACAGCACUUUAAAAUCAAGAAAUUAUAGUCCCUUCCAGAGCCUGCCUGGAUCACUUUCAUUUGUUCAUUCAACAUUUUAAUAGGGGAUAUAUUACAAGUAGGAACGCUAUUGAAGGUAUGCAACCCAGAGUAUAUUCUUCAGUGUAUGAACUCUGUCUGAGAGACUGGAACAAAAAUCACUAGCAAGAUGUUUAUGUUUUCCUUAUCCAGGCAUGUCGAUUCACAACAGAAAAGCAUGUUUCCCCUCAGACAACAUUCUAUCCUUAGUCACCAUUUCCAGGUAACUUUCUGUUGUUGAUGUAAGAAAUACAGAAUUUGUGACUGAAGUAGCACAGAUUUUAUUCUCUUAAAAGUAUGUAGGUCGGAAACUGAAAAUGAGUUUCUCUGUGCUUCAAUCAAGGUGUUGGUGGGACCCUAGACAAACAUUCUCUGGCUGUUGAGCCUCGAGAGGCCACCUCUGUUCCUUACCCAUGGUGCUCUCCCUCAUCAAACCGCCAGCACUUGCGUCCUUUGAGCCUUCUGUAGUUACACAGUUCUCUGCUUUUGAGGACAUGUAAGAUGUGAGAGGAUGCACAGACGAACGAACCCAUGAUCAUCGCCAAAUGUUAACUUAUAGUAACCUUAAUCAUCCUUCAGAGCUGCUCUUUCCAUUUCAUUCACCUUCAUGGGAGUGGGGACAUUGAUAUGGUUACUGUGGUGACAGCCCACAGUAUCUCAGAGAUUUAUUUACCAAAUAACUCACCCCGUCCAUUCAGAGGUGCUCAGAAAUCUCAAUG